Paramecium octaurelia is the source of this 815-nucleotide messenger RNA. The record is from the annotation of a GenBank genome assembly. NCBI's taxonomy places the organism in Eukaryota, Ciliophora, Oligohymenophorea, Peniculida, Parameciidae.
AUGUUAAUUCCAAUAAUUUUUCUCUUAGCUCUGGCAAAAUGUCAAGAUGAUACUAUUCAUCAAGAUGGUAUUGAAACAAUUCAAGAGAUCUCUCCUGAAGAACAACUCAGAUUGUUGUAGGAAUAGAAAUUAAAGAAGGAAAGAGAUACAAUUUAUUAUACGUGCAUCAUUUUAGCCAGAAUGCACUUGGGGAAUUAUGGAAGUGAACUUGUUGAGAUUGUAGACAAGUAACUAUUUAUUAUUAAUUGUAGUUAAGCUUCUAAGGUAGAACAAUAAAAUGUUUGGAUCAAAUUAUAUACAACCCAUGCAAUUUCAUGUUCCAAGUAGCUCACUUAUGAUGAAAGUGUUUAAGUGUUAUUAUAAGUGAGAGCAGAGGAGUUCGAUCAUUCUAGAUUACCUGCUUUGUUUUAGGAGAUUGAUUUCAAUCAAUUCAGAAACGGUUCUUGGGAAAGAGAAAUCAGCGAUUUGGAGAAUACAGUGUGGAAAUACAUUGAAGUAUAGUAAAUUGUUGAAAAUAAUAGGACUUUGAAUCUGCAUUGGCUGAAGAUUCGAAUAAGAAAAAACAAUUGGAGAGAGAGAGAGACGACGAUUACGAUGACUUGGAUCUAGAGUACUUGAAGAUUGCUGCUUAGUAGACAAAAGGAAAACAUAGAACCUUACAUGAAUAUCAACCAAAAUUACAAAAAGCCAACUUCUCAGAUAUUCUAUUCUUAAUAUUUGCGUUUGUGUCCAUAGGAGUGGGGAUUAUGUGGAUCAUAAGAAAAUUAAGUUCAGCAGAUGAGUAAUAGAAAAAGAAGAAAACUAAACAGAAUUGA